This is a messenger RNA of Salvelinus sp. IW2-2015, 2248 nucleotides long. RefSeq lists its product as uncharacterized. NCBI's taxonomy places the organism in Eukaryota, Metazoa, Chordata, Actinopteri, Salmoniformes, Salmonidae. Gene Ontology annotation, molecular function: cytokine activity. Gene Ontology annotation, biological process: positive regulation of myeloid cell differentiation; immune response. The record is from RefSeq and is a predicted model, not a curated record. Gene Ontology annotation, cellular component: extracellular region.
AGUUAAACAUUAGGGAGUCCAGUAGGGCAGGAGUGACAGUGAGUCCAGACAGUGACAGCCAGGUGAAAAGGUGGAGGGAUCACAGGGUAGGACAGAGUGGAUGGAGAGUGCAGAAUGGAUCCAAUCAAUAUUAGGCAAUUAAUAGCUUUGUUUCAUUUAUUUGAUUCAUAAUAUGCAGCUCAAAGUGCUUUACAAUAAGCUCUAGGAAAUAAAAUAUUGGCCCAAUAAAAUAAAAAUAAUAGCGUUAUAAUAGAUGUAAAACAGCAGAAUACAACAAUUAGGCUUAGCCUAUAUAUAGUUUCUGUAUUGAAAGCCUAAUAGGCUAGUUGUCUUUUUUUAAUCAUAAGCACAGUUUUAAUCACAUGCAUUAUAUAUUUGCUCAUGUUCUGAUUUUUGAAUGCAUGCCAAGAUCACAAGGUAGCAUUUCUAUCUCUUAAGGGCUUUAUUCAAUAUGUAAAAAUGAAGCGUGAUAGAAUUGUAAAGGUAGCCUAAUUUCCGAUUGAGCCUACUACAUAUGUAGCGUUUAUCGUGAAUUCGGUGAAUAAAGCGGAAACAUUUCCUUUACAUUUCAACCACGCUGUAAAGCUGGACUUCCGCAAAUCAGAUUGAAUAGAGCCCAAAUUAUUAGUCACUCACUAUUGCAUGUUUACAAUGACCCUCCAGUACAAUGACCCUUCAGUGGAAAUUCCCAUGAAACAUACUUGAUUCAUAUAAAUACUUCAAGUCUCCCUCAAAUGGGAGAUAAGAAAGAAUCCUACAUAUUUAGCAAAAUAGACUAACCAUACUGACACGGAAUGAACACUCUCAAAAUUGUAGGUCUGCUCUGCUGUUUAGCUUUUCUGGUCCGGUCCGCACACAUUCCAGAGAGGUCAAUGGACGCAAGGAGUUUGGUCGAAAAAAUAUUAGUCAACAUCCCUGUGGUUCACGGGUCCAGUGUUAAAAUCACGGGCCUGACCCUUGACCCGUCCAGCCAGUCUAGGAACAUACCGUACCAGUCCAUGGUGACCUCCCUGGGCAUCCCCGCAGCACCAGAACUAAAGACUGGCUGCAGACCCCUAAACCAAAUCGACUUCACCCUGGAGGUGUGUCUGAGCAGUAUGUCUGCGGGGCUGCAGCUGUAUCAGGAUGUGCUGGGUGUGCUGAAGGAGCGUGUGACCACUGAAAAGGUGACAGGACUCCUGGCUGACAUCAGAGACCUGCUGGCCCAGGUCAACAAGAUGCAGGAGCCGGGCCAGAUGAGCAGUGUGGCCCAGUAUGAGGCCUCGGGACUGGCCUCACGCCUCCCAGGGGACUACGAGGUUCAGGUUGCCACUCACUUUAUCCUGUUGCAGCUCCGUGACUUCACACAGAACCUGAAACGCAGCCUGCGCAACGUCGAACACCUGACUUCCAGGCCAGGACAGAGCAGCUGAACUACUCCUUUUCAGGCCAGGACAAAGUGCCUGGGCUGCACUCUACAGCAGCAGCAAAACCUGUGCAGACGUGGAUGGAGGACCGGAGUGGGGUCGUGCGUGCCAGAAGCCUAUUGGACAUCUAAGGCAGCUGCGUAGUGAUGUCGCCUGGCUGAAACAUAUUUAAUAUUUAUUCGAGCCUGCUUCAGUCUUUCUAUCUAUUCUGUCAAUCAAGGUCAAAUGGGACAUUCGAAAACAUGAAGCAAGCGGAGCACUUGAUCUGAGAGAGAGGGACGCUACACAAUUGGUUUUGGUGCCAUCCUCUAUCUGCCAAGAUCUGGUCCUCAUCCUAUAACUGCAGGUCGCUGGCCUUGUUCUGAUCCCCAUCAAUUGGUACAAUAGCAACUGGUCAAGGACUGCCGGCGUUUCUUCUUCUCUUUCUCCCCAUGAGGGUUUAGUUCUCAGCUUGUCCUGCCAACCUACGACACCUCUGAUUGCUGUCUCAAGAGUUUCCUUGAGAUAAAGCAACACUGAUAGCUGCCAGAUAGUGGCAAGUCCCCACCUGCACUCCCACUAACUCGGAUGUGCGAUAAACCAUGGCCACUGUUUGAUACUUAUUUAUACUUAUUUAUACUUUAAAAAAAUAUUUAUAUUUAUGAAGUACUGGGAUAUUUGUUUGUGUAUUUUAACUUAUUUUGUUUGCGUAUGCAUGUAUUUAUUUAUUUAAUGUAUUUAUACUGUAUGUGUUUUUUUAUUGAUUGAUACAGUCAUCCCUAGAAUACUUUUCUGGUGGGUGUCAAAAUAUUUGUAUUGUAUGUGGUUUGGCAGAGAGGUAAAACAACUGUUAUAUACCAGGA